Messenger RNA from Dracunculus medinensis (Guinea worm), 234 nucleotides. Lineage: Eukaryota; Metazoa; Nematoda; Chromadorea; Rhabditida; Dracunculidae. The record is from the annotation of a GenBank genome assembly.
AUGAUUUCGUCGGUUAUUUUUUUCCUAAUUUCUCUCUCUUACGUCCAUCUUGAAAUACAACGUGAAUUUAAUGUGAGCGAAUCAGUACCACGCGGUCACGUGAUCGGUUAUGUAAAUAACAGCGCAACUAUUGGUGUUCAGCCUAAUUAUUAUAUCAUUUUUCCCGAUGGAAUUGCUGAUGUUGAUAAGGUUAGUAUGAAAUUCAUCAUAUUUAGUUAUUCUAGAAUAAAAUAA